AUGUCCUUGCCACCACCUCCAGGUCUAAGCAAACCUUCUUCACUACCACCACGUCCGCCGUCGUCGUUCAAGCCAGCUUAUUCAUCCGCUCCUUCCUAUUCAUCACCUGGCACUACUACGACUGCCACUCCGAGCCAUGGAGCGAGAGCAUCGCCAGCGACGACAGGUUAUAGUGCUUUCACUGCCUUUGCACCUCGCGCAGUAGCUUCGGCUCAGCCAUAUCGAAGCAAUAGUCCUGCUGUUGCGGCCGUUUCACAACCUACAACAGCAUAUCAAGGCCCCGCAGUACCUGGCUAUUCAGCGCCGACGUACCAGAACCCACAACAAUCUUAUCAAGCCGGUGCGCAGUCAUACUACGGGCAACAACCGGGAUACGGUGAUAGUCAAUAUGGCGCCUCUCCCAUUCCCCAAAUCGCAAACCCGUUUCCGGUACCGGGUCAGGAGCGCAAGGGCUAUGGACGGGAUAGCGGCAUGGAUCCGGAAAUGGAAGCCCAAAUUGCGCAAUGGCAGAGUGCAUACAUGACGAAUCCAAAUGAAGAUAGUCCGGCGACUAUAACACAGGCCAAAGCUGCGGGCCGCCCUGGAGCGUCUGCUCCCAGCUCGACAAAUUCUGGUACACCUACAUACAGCGCGUCUGCCUCACAUACACCUGUUCCUAGAGCUGGGGGUGAGUCCGAAUCCAAGACAGUCAUUCGUUCGGGAGGCGGCCAGACUUGGUCAGAUCCUACAUUACUGGAAUGGGACCCUGCGCAUUUCCGACUAUUUGUUGGUAACCUUGCGGGCGAGGUUACAGACGACUCCUUGAAAAAGGCAUUUUCCAGAUACCCAUCGAUUCAAAAGGCGCGCGUGAUUCGCGACAAACGCACCGAAAAAAGCAAAGGAUACGGGUUUGUCAGUUUCAGCGACGGCGAUGAUUAUUUCAAAGCAGCGCGAGAGAUGCAGGGUAAAUACAUCGGCUCGCAUCCUGUUCUUCUGCGACGGGCCAUGACAGAAGUGCGCCCUGUGCAGGAUAAGAGAGAUAAGAAGGGGAAGAAGAAUGGGCAUGGAGGAGGGGGAGGAAAUAAGAACUCUCCACAUGGUACAGUGGGUGGUGGGAAGCACAAGGGCGAUGGUGUGAAGAAGCAGGGUUAUACCAGAGUGGAUUAA
This is a messenger RNA of Talaromyces stipitatus ATCC 10500, 1146 nucleotides long. RefSeq names its product RNP domain protein. The transcript has 2 exons. Gene Ontology annotation, molecular function: mRNA binding. The record is from RefSeq and is a predicted model, not a curated record. Bases 1 to 1146 code for a protein of 381 amino acids. NCBI's taxonomy places the organism in Eukaryota, Fungi, Ascomycota, Eurotiomycetes, Eurotiales, Trichocomaceae.